ACGUGUGACGUUGUUGAUACAUUCUGAAUCGAUCGUCAGCUGCAGGGUCAGUCAGCAGACAUGGGAGAGGCACAGACGCCGUCUUUUGAACGUUACAGGAAAACGGAGGUUUUCCGCAAGCCUACUGCUGAAAAUGUACGAGAAUGUGAGCUGUGCUUCCGCGCUUUUGACAAGGAUGGGGAUGGUUUCUUGAAUGACCAGGAGUUUCAUGCCUUAUGUGGAGAACUGUUGUCCAACAGCAAGAAGACCUACAAUCUUACCACUGAACAGACAGACAGCAUAUUCAGACUCCUGGACACAAACAAGGAUGGAAAACUUGACUUCAGUGAGUUUAAGACAGCGUGGUUUUACUGGCUUAGACAGGUUCUAGAUUGCAAAUCUGCCCUGAUAGUGGUGGACAUGCAGAACGACUUUAUCGAUGGUUCGUUGGCCGUGCGCCACUGCCCGGCUCACGAGGACGGCACCGACAUCAUCCCCACCAUCAACCACCUGCUGGACGCCGUGUCGUUUGACGCCGUCGUUUAUACAGCAGACUGGCACCCGGCCAAUCACUGCUCUUUUGUGGACAACGUAAAACUCAGGGAGAUACAUGACACUAGUAAAAUUAAAGCUGACUCUGCCCAAGUCAUGGACACGGUGGUUUUUGCUAGUCCAGAAAAGUUUGAACAGAAGCUGUGGCCUACUCACUGUGUACAGGAUAGCAAGGGAGCAGAGCUGCAUCCAGAUCUAAAGGUAGUAGAUGACCACAUCCUUAUAAGGAAAGGGCUGGACCCAGAUGUGGACAGUUACUCGGCAUUCUGGGACAACAUGAAGAAGAGCGCCACACCUCUGGUGUCAGAGUUAGCGAAACGGCACAUCACGGACGUCUACAUCUGCGGUAUCGCCACGGAUGUCUGCGUAGAGUUUACCUCAUUGGAUGCAAUCGAACACGGGUUUAGGACUGUUCUUAUUGAAGACGCGUGUUGUGGGGUGUCAGAAGAAGGGAUUCAGGGAACCAAGACGAAGUUGAAGAAAGCUGGAGCUGUACUCGUGCAGUCUGCUGAGGUACCAGACCUGGUGGACUGUCAGGACAGGCCGCCCCAACUGGCGUACCAAGCAGCUGUCAAUGUUGCCAUGGCAACAAAGGCUGCCAGCUCCAUGGACAACGUUCACAACAACAUGACAUGACAGUUCUCUGCAACCUAGGUAGAGAAUGUGCAAGUAUUAACGGUACUAAUUCUUAAGAAAAGUAUAAAGAAGAAUUCAAAUCCAUGCCUUUCCAUUUUUAAUGUAUGAUUAUGAUUCUUUUUACAAGUAGUGAUGUAUGUAACAUGUACAACUGUAGCCAGUAUAAAUGAAUUUGAAGGUGCUGUAAUGAUUAUGAUACAAAUGACCUGUAGGUUUUAUCAGAACCUUGAUUCAAAUAAGA
This is a messenger RNA of Branchiostoma belcheri (Belcher's lancelet), 1408 nucleotides long. RefSeq names its product pyrazinamidase/nicotinamidase-like. The transcript has 7 exons. The record is from RefSeq and is a predicted model, not a curated record. Gene Ontology annotation, molecular function: calcium ion binding. Lineage: Eukaryota; Metazoa; Chordata; Leptocardii; Amphioxiformes; Branchiostomatidae. Bases 61 to 1167 code for a protein of 368 amino acids.